Messenger RNA from Paramecium tetraurelia, 1017 nucleotides. RefSeq lists its product as uncharacterized. Gene Ontology annotation, molecular function: structural constituent of ribosome. The record is from RefSeq and is a predicted model, not a curated record. Gene Ontology annotation, cellular component: ribosome. NCBI's taxonomy places the organism in Eukaryota, Ciliophora, Oligohymenophorea, Peniculida, Parameciidae. Gene Ontology annotation, biological process: translation. The transcript has 4 exons.
AUGUAAUAAGUUAAUAUGCCUUCACAAUAUCCAAAUUUACCUUUUACAAAUCAAACUCCAACACAUAAAACCAAUCCCUCCCACUCUCCUCAUCAACGAAUGCUCUUCCAAUCCUCAUCCCCCAUUCCAGAUAGCAAAAGCUACACGCCUGCAAAACAAUUGGGUGAAUUGGAAUUGCUCUAUCAGAAAAUCAAUUUGCUUCAAAAUGAAAAUAAAAUGCUCAAAGUCCAAUUGGAAAAUGCCAAUCUCCAGAUCCAAUAAUUGUCAACCAAAAUUAAUUCCUACAAUAGUUAAGCCAUCUUCAAGACCACCACUUUCGAAUUGGUGGUACUGUAAAAAGCAUUAGAGCAAUUGGAAUAACUGAAAACGGCUUUGCAGAAAAGAAAAGUAAGUCCCUUGCAUAACAAUUUAACUCUGCCUACUGAGGAAUCGGCUGAGGUCAUAAGCGAAUUGAAGAGUAAAGUCACAUUCCUAGAAUAAAAGAAUAUUAAAUUAAGCAAGGAGAACUCAGAAUUAUAACAUCACAUUCUAUUUUCUGGCCAGUCUGAGACAAAAGAAUUCGUCAGAGAAGGCAGAAAACAAUUGCUUUCUGAUCCAAGUGAAAUUCGGAAAGUUAAUAGGAACAGCCCCAUCAGAUUUGUCAAUCAAAAAGGAAGUCCAACACACAGAGUGAACAAUUUAUUUAUACUUUAUUAAUAUUUGCAUCAAAUACACAAAUUAAUUAAAUCAUUUAAUUAAAAUUAGAUAAACUCAGCAUGGAUUCAACUAAAGAUAGAGUAGAAGGCACAAGAGCCACAGUCAUCGAAAUCAUUGGAAGAACAGGUUCCAGAGGUGGCAUUACAUAAGUUAAGGUUCAAAUUGGUUGGCCAAUAAAGAACCCUCAUUAGAAAUGUUAUGGGACCAGUCAGAAAAGGUGAUACUCUAGAACUCAUGGAAUGCGAAAGAGAAGCCAGAAGAUUAAGAUGAAAUAAGUACAUUACAUAUACAAUUUGCCAUAUAUUUAAUUAUUUUUAAUGC